Molecule: messenger RNA, 15501 nt
Organism: Plasmodium knowlesi strain H
Lineage: Eukaryota; Apicomplexa; Aconoidasida; Haemosporida; Plasmodiidae
Product: dynein heavy chain, putative
Exons: 11
Coding region: 1-15501 (5166 amino acids)
Biological process (GO): microtubule-based movement
Cellular component (GO): dynein complex
Molecular function (GO): ATP binding; dynein intermediate chain binding; minus-end-directed microtubule motor activity
Source: RefSeq, a predicted model, not a curated record
AUGAGUGCAAAAAAUAUUGAGAUUAAGCAGAAUGUUUUCUUAUCGAACAUUUUUUGCGACUCGGACAAUUUGAAGAAUUUAAUAAGGAACAGCCCUAAGAAAAGGGCAAGGGAAAAGGACAAAGAAAAGAAUUACUUGUCGGCCCAAAACUUCUCCUACGACAGGGAGGGCGAUGAAGACAUCUUCAAGGUGGAAGAAAUUUACGACCGAGACUUCUCGUCGAAGGAAAAAAAAUGCAAGCUUUUCGUGCCAUUCAAAAACAAACGGGAGAAGGAGCCCAGAUUUAUCACCAUAGAAAAGAUAAAGAAAAAAUAUAAAAGCAUCAAUAUAUACGAUGCGCUAAAGGACAAAUUGAGAUUGCUCGAUUCGGAGGAAGCUAAUUACAAAUGGCAAGACAUACUAAACUAUGAGGACUCGUCUUUCGAUAUAUUCACAAUAGACGAAAUAGUGAAGGAGCUGAAGGAGGAGGAAAUCCCAGAGGACCAAAUAAUAGGGGAGAAUAGCCAAAAAGUAGAAAAUAACAAGUCAGCAAAGGAGUUAAAUCAUGAAAAUUUAAAGAAAAAAAAAGAAGAAAGGAACAUAGUUCCGUUUAAGGCGAAAGGAGUGAUCUCAAAACAGAAGAACAUAUUUCAAAGUGUCUUUGACGACAUAUACAUUUAUGAUUAUAAUUAUGAGUCCAACUUGUUUAGGGUAAAGAAAAAAACAUCGAACGAAUUUUUCGAAAUUCAUCGAAUGCAGUUUUUUUUUACUAGCGAAAAUCCAAUACUAUACGCAGAGAAAAUUUUUAACGCCAUUAAAAACAGAUCUACCAACUUGAAGAGAAAGCUGUAUUUUGCAGAAAUUGACAACAAGUUUUCUCACUUCAAUUGUAUACUCAACGAUGUGGAAGAAAUUGCCGAAAGUAAUUCAAUCAUAAAAAAUGCCAAUGAUUUGCAAUCUAUUGCGAGUAAUCUGAACACUUUCUGUAAUGUUUAUCUAGGCAGAAGAAUUUGCAGAAACAAAUUUUUUAAUUUCCCCUGCCAGUUGUACAGAGCUCAGAACGAAAUAAAAUACUACAACUACGAUUUCGAGAACAAGAAGAAUAUCAUUAAGCAGUGUGUACUUCUGGAGAAUAAGAAAGUCAUCAGAACUUUUUUGGAUAUCAUUAACAAAUGUGCCUUGAUUAAGAUAUCCAUAUUUGACACCACCAUUUCCAGUCCCUACGAGAUGAACGACUUUUUCCAGGCGCAGAACUCGUCCAUUUUGAAGUCCUUCGAGCGUGUGAACAGUGCCUGGAUGAACGACAUGAAGACAAUUAUCGAGGAGAACCUGAAGAACUGCACCAAGGGCAAUUACAACCUGAAGGAUAUCUCCACGGAGACAUUUAAAUACACCAAGAUAAGGAUCUUCUUCAACAUAUUGAAAUUGAUCAUCGAAAGGAGAAUAAACGAAAUACUUAUUAGCAACAUGGACGAGUUUGUAAACAUGUUCGUGCAGAACAUGGUAAGUUGCAAGAAGAACAAGAAUUAUAUGCCCGUAUUCGUAAUUAACGUAACGAAGAAAUUUGACUGUUCUAGAUUUAUUCUAGACAACAGCCCCCUCUCCUUCUUCGAAAAGUUGGAAGACCUCAUAUACUCCAUGCUCAUAAAAUAUCAACAGAUAGAAAAAAUAGAAAAGUUAGUAAUCCCACAGGUAUUCAAAAAUGACAAAUUCAUUUUCUACAAAUCUAUCAAGGAAAGUGACAAAUUUAUAUGUGAAAAAUUACUGCACAUAAAACACAUUUUUGACGAAUCAAAAAAUAUGAUAGAUAGCUACUUGUCAAAAAUUAACAAGCACGCUGACAUUCUCAAUUUCAAUGUUAAUGAUGCCAUCAAAAAUAUUGACAUUAAUACAAGUGUAGAACAUAUUCAAAAUAUCAUCUACAAGAAUCUUGAAAAAAUACAAAACAUUAAUGAUACCAUCGAGGAUAAUAUUAACUUGGGUAUCUUUCUCGUCAAAUGCAAAGACAUCAAACUUUUUAUCAUAAAUGAGAUUAAUAAUUAUGUCAAGGCUUUAACCAACAUCAUUGUCCAGCGGUACAAGGAAAAAUACACAUCGAACCUCAUGUUCUACAACUCCAUCAUCGUGAGGCUGAAAAAAAAGACCAACAAAAUUCAGGAUAUUUACGAAAAGGAGGAGUACAUAAAAGACAUGAAGAAGAGCCUAGACUUCGUUUCGCACGACAUCAAAGAAAUCAAUGUCCUCUUCAACUGCCUGAACAAGCUCAACUACAAAUUUUCCAACGAUGAUUACUUGUCCUACUGGAAAAUAGUAAAUCGACCUAGCAAGAUAGAAAAAAUUGUCAAGGAGGUUAACGAGCACAUAGUUAAGCAAAAAAAUAUUCUCCUUGAAGAACUCAUAAAUGACGAAUCAAAAUUCCAGAGUAGCAUUGUUGAGAUGAAGGAAAAUGUGCAGUCCAUCAAAAGCUUCAACGAUGAGGGGAAUUACCUGAGCAUUAACAAGUUUAUUCUGACGGUUCAGAAUCAGCUAGCCGUUCUAAUCAAGGAGUCCAAGGAAAUCAAUUACAGGGAGAAGUUAUUUAACAUUGAAAUAUCGGAUUUUUCCAUCCUUCCGAAAAUUCAAAAUGAACUAAACCUGUACUAUACCUUUUGGCUUAUAUAUAAGAGCAUAAAGUCGAUGGAUGAACGGUUCGACAAAAAAAUAAACUCCCUCAACCACAAAAAAAUAGAAGAAGACUUUAACUUGAUCCUGAAAAAUAUGAACAAAAUUAACAAGCACGCAAAUGAGUACUACAAAAAUAAAAAUGGAUUAAUCAAAAAGAUGAACGAGAAGCUGACCUUCUUCAAUUCAUACGUGUCUCUGUUAAUUUCGUUGAGGAAGCCGAGCAUAAAGGAGAGACACAAGGAGCAGAUAGCCAAAAUCAUCGACGACAAAAACAACAUCGACUUCAACACAAUCACAUUUAACGAGCUCCUCAAGUUAAACAUAAAUAACAAAAUAACCAGUAUCAUUAACAUUUGUGAAAAGGCCAAUAAGGAGAAUGCCAUCGAGAAGUUUUUGGGUAAGAUAAAAAACAACUUCAACAAAAUCGAGUUCCAAAUGAAGCAAGAGGAGAAUAACAAAAUCUGGAUCAUCUCCAACCUGAACGAAAUUUUGACAAAAAUAGAGGAGAACCUGGUGCUGAACCAAAAUUUGCUCAUAAUAAAUAUCUACGAAAUUUAUCACAUCGACAUAAUUAACAACCAGAAUAUGAUGAUGAACGCGAACAACAUUAUCCACACUUUGAAGAAGAGUCAAAAUUUGUUUCUGUACCUGAGUCGGAUUUUCGUACUGACGGACAUUUCAAAACAGCUAGCGAACGAGUCUAAAAAGUACAAGCUGAUCUACAGCAACUUCCAUAACCUGUGCAAACUCAUCGAGGAAGACAAGAAGCUGGAGAAGUUCUGCGCCCGGAAGGACACCAAGGAAAAGCUGGUCGAGCUGUACAACAAUCUGAACCUACUCCUAAAAAGCAUCAACGAGUAUCUAGACCUGAAAAGAGAAAUCUUCAACCGAUUUUACUUCCUCAGCACAGAUGACCUGAUCAACUUGAUCUCCUCAAACAUCAAUGACCAAAUAAACACCUACCUAUUUAAAAUUUUUAACAGUAUUUACAAGCUGGUCAUCGUGAAUGGACACAUCGUGGCCUUCCAAUCCCAAAGGGGAGAGGAGCUCCUCCUCUGCAACGAAAUUCAAAUUGAAAAAAAAGAAAUCACGGAAAUCCUUGUAGAAGUGGAAAAGGAAAUGUUCUUCAGCGUGAAAAAGCAGAUCUAUGAUAAUAUUUUGGAGUAUAAAAAUUUGAUGGACAUAAAGGAGGAUGACUUUCUCAAGAGCAACAAUGACAUUAAAAGUUACUCUAAGUGUAAGUCGUAUGAUUACGAUUCGGUGGAUUCCUCGAGUAGUUCUUCCUCCGUUCAGAGCAUGUCUGAUGAGGGGGAUUUCGCAGAAGGACAACCGCGCGAUGGGGGAGUGGCCAAUAAUGGGAGGGUUGCACACAACGGGAUAACCACCCACGAUGGAAGUGCACUACUUGAUGUACCCCCCGCCAAAUCCUCCUCAUCCACCAUACUCCCCUCGAUGAAAAAAAAGGUCCUCUUCUCCCUGAACAAGAAUAGCCAGUUCGUAUUGAUAAUAAAGAACCUCUUCUGGUCUAAUCUUGUGGAACUUUUUCUAAAAUACAACAACCUGGGCAAGUACAAAAAGAUACUGAAUGAAGAGCUAUACGAAUACAUUAACAUAAUCAACAAAGUCGGAAAGAAGAAAAGCGUUCUCCUACACACACUGAUAAUAUCGCUAGUUCAUAAUAGAGAUAUAGUAGAGGAGUUAAUAAAAAAAAAAGUGAAUGACGUAAAUAAUUUUAAUUGGUUAAUACAGCUUAAAUAUUCGUACUACAACAAAAAUUUGUACAUAAAAUAUCUGAACGAGUCUUAUAUAUAUGGUUACGAGUACAUCCAUAACGACAAUAAAAUUAUACUCACCAGUUUGAUAAAUAAAUAUUUUAUAUCGAUUUUACAUUCCUAUAGCUCGAAGCUAGGUGUGUGUUCUGUAGGAUUGGCUGGAACAGGAAAGACAGAGACUACAAAAUAUUUUUCUAAAUUCGUAGGAAAGUUCUACUUCGUCUACAACUGCAGUUGCAACAUUAAUUUUGAUUUUCUGAAAAAUUUAUUUUUUGGAAUUGCCACUAAUGGCAUAUUUUUUUGUUUCGAUGAAUUUAACAGAAUAACUAUAGAGGCCUUGAGCGUUCUGGCACAGCAGCUGUGUAAUUUGUUCAGUGCCAAGUCGAGGAAGUUCACCAGAAACGGUGCCAACUGUGGGGCAAGCUUUGCGCAGAUUGGACACCAGGGGGGUAGUGACGUAGGGCGAGACACUGUGGAUGAGGUAGUUGAAGAGUCACCUAGGGAGAGUCAUACUGGUGGGUACAUAUCCCAACAUGGUGUACCACACCGGGGGGGAACCCAUCGAAUUUGUGGUAGACCAAAUUCGGAAGGUUUCCCUUCAAGAGAUGUUCACCACGCGGGAAAGAAAAACAUGCUUUUCUUUGAAGGGAAGUACAUAAAAAUUAACGAGGAGUUCAACAUUUUUAUUAUCAUAAAUCCAUUUUACAAAGGAAGGAGUGCAUUGCCAAACAACAUCAAAGCCCUCUUCCGCUUUUUCAAUUUUAUUAAGCCUGACUUUUUCACCAUCGUUGAGGUCAUGCUUUACUCCAAGGGUUACAAAUACAGUAAGGUGUUGUCUAAAAAAAUUAUCCUCCUCUUCGAACUCUGCGAACAUAAUUUAAGUCCACAAAAACAUUAUAAAUAUGACCUCAGAACUGUGAAGAAGAUAACCUAUGUCAUGGGGAAAAUUAUCGUCGACAAGGACAACAACAAUCAUAAUAAAAACAUUUUCUACGAGUACAAAUUUCUGUUCAUUGCUAUUAUUGAGUGUAUAAUGCCGUCCAUAGUCCGAAACGAUAUUUAUGUUUUCCUCACCAUUAUGAAGAACAUCUUCUAUGAGCUAUACGCCUACAACCAAUCCCUCAACCCAUCCGGAAAAAACUGUGGCGCCAUAGACUUGAAGUGCAUCCUGUCUAGCAAGAGGAACAACGAUAAUAGUAUUCUCAUGUACUUGAAAAGUUUCUAUUGCAAUAUGAUGAGCGAGUCGGGGGUGGGCCACACCAUAGGUAGCAACGAAAGGAACGAGGACAAGGACCAGCAGGAUGACAAGGACCAACGCGAUGACAAGGACCAACACGAUGACAAGGACCAACACGAUGACGGUGAUAAGUGCAAAGGGCAAGGGGAGUAUCCUCAGUUUGGGGAUGGAUCAGAAGACAACACGAAGAAUCGCCCAGUGAACCAUUCCGAAAUGGCAAUCACGAACGGUAAUUACUCAAAGAGCGGUACAAAGAUGACGCCAAAAGAAGAUUCCACUCAAUGCAGACGAAGCGUGGAGAUAUUACCCGAUGAAGGAAAAGGACCAGCGAAGGAAGAAAAUCAUGAAGGAAGAAAAUUAUUUCUAAGCAAAAAAGAAAUCGUGGAAGAUUAUCUAAAAAAAAUGUUGAAAAAAAAAAUGUUGGAGUUAAAUUAUGUAGGCACAGACAGGUACAUCAGUAAACUUAUUCAACUUUAUAACAUGAUAAAAUUUCAUACGGGAAUUCUUUUCCUCUCAUACCCACUUUCCAAAACGACAUCAUACAAAAUAUUAUGUAGAACCAUAAACACCAUAAACGAUAGGGAGAUAAUAAAAAGAAAAAUCAAUGACUAUGUUAUAAAUGCCAACGUAGUAAGAGAAAUGGACAUGUUAGGUUUUUAUGAAGAGGUAUCAAAUAAAUGGGUUCAUGGAAUAUUAACAAAAAAAAUAAUUGAAAUAAACUCUACUUUUAAUAGAAGUGAUUAUCUCAACAUUAUUUAUUUCGAUUGUUAUUUGCAUUCCUUAUGGAUAGAGAAUCUAAACUCCGUUUUAGAUGAAUCGAAAAUUUUGUGCUUAUCUAAAUGUGAUAUUAUCCCUAUUUAUGAUCAUACUCGUUUUAUAAUGGAGACGCAUGACUUGAAAGACAUCACGAUGGCUACAGUAAGCAGAUGUGGACUCAUAAUUUUAAAUAACUACGAUUUAGAUAUUGCCUCGUACAUCUGCUCCUAUGUGAACUCUCUGACAACCAAUUUCGAUGCCAUUCACAAACACAUUUUGAUAAAUUUAUUUAUCGUCUUUUUUUACAAGUCUCUCCUCUUCAUCAGUAUCAACAACUUAUUUGUCUAUACAUUUAAUGAGUACUAUUAUUGCAUUUCCUUUAUUAAGUGUAUUGAUAGUUUAUUUUCCUACUGCUCCUUUGAGCUUAAUGAUUCCAGUAAAAAUGAGAGUUACCAGAAAUACAUCACAUCUAUCUUUUUGUAUUCUUUAAUUUGGAGUGUGGGUUCUAAUACGUACAAAAGGGGCCGAAAAAUCUUUAACGAUUUCCUUUGCAAGCAAAUUGUGAGGCAUAAAUUGAAGUUAACGUUUGAGACACUCGACGGGAGAUUGAUAGAUGUUCGCCAGUUAAAAGGUGGAAAUGGGCCCCACACAACCGACAACCCCGAUACGGACAACAUCUUGGCUAGUUCGCUUAUCGAUGUUGCCAAGCAACAGGGGGAGGACACCCCCUCUAUCAGCGCCAACGAGGAUCAUGCUUGUAAGGAUUAUACAAGUGACUGCUCAUCCCUCAGCAGCGACGCCCUCUCCGAUGUCGACAUUUACAACGAGCGCAACGAACCCAUCGAACACCACUAUGAGAACAUUAACGGCAUGUACGACUACUACCUACGCACCACUCGAAAGUGCAAAAAUCUGUUCAAGAGCUACGAUCCGCGACUGGGGGAGGACGAGAACGGGUGGCUCUUUGGCAAGUGCUACGGGAACUGUAGCUCCGAUUCGAACUCAAGCAACGACGAGAGGUACUUGAAGAGGUGGGGUGGGCGCAAGAGGAAGAAGUACCUGAACGAGCACGCCCCUGGUAGUGUGGACGACGUGAUGCAGAGUGUCAGUUACUACAACGAUGUGUACGGCUUGGCGGGGGGGCAACAGGGUGAUACGCAAACCGGUGGUAAGUGGGUGGGUGGUAGACAAAAGAGGAACCGCCCCCGUGGAAGCAGUGUUUCAUUAUCCACCUCUUUGCACAGCGACCCCCGCACAGAACCUCAUCUGCGGAUAAAUCUGUUCGAUUUUUACUUCAAAUACGAGAAGAACGUGAUGAGUCACCUAAAAAACAAAGAGAACAAGUUCACGCUGAUGGACGAGUGCCUGACGAACACAGACAUGUUGAUAAAACAGAAGAAGCACUUAUCCAUGCUUUACAACAUAGAUAUUUUUAUGAAAAACAGAAAGAGCAUUAUCAUGUCUGGCUGUAGUAACAUAGGAAAAACGCUCACUGUGGAUUACUAUCUAAACAAGGUGAUGGCAAAGGAUAAGUUUUUCACGGUAGAUUUUUAUUUCUCAUACAGCACUACGAGUAAUCACGUUCGAAAUUACAUCGAGUCGAAGUUAAUAAAAAGGAGAAGCAACUUCUAUGGCACGACAAAUAAUAGGAUUUGCGUUUUCUACAUUGACGAUAUAAAUAUAGAAACGGAAGUGGGUUCGAUAAAAAGGAGUCACUACUUAUCCUCACAUGAAUUUUUACGUAUGCUAUUUAAUUAUAAAUUUUUCAUAGAUCAGAACUUAGGGGUGAAAUACGUUGAAGAGAUUGCAUGUCUAGCGACGAUGAACAAUGCCUACACCAACACAACACACAGUGCCAGACUCUAUAACAACUUCAACAUUAUAUAUUACAAUAAUUACAAGUAUAAGGAAAUUUUCGAUAUUUUCUUUUGCAGUCUAAAAACCAUGUUUAGCAUUUACGAUAUUAACAUCAAAACUUUAGCUGCAAAUUUGGUCCAGAUGCAAAUAGACAUCUACAAAGGAGUUAAAGGAAUGAAACACAAUUACUAUCUGUACAAGGUAGAAAAUUUACAAGGAAAGGAAAUCUUCCUUCAUUCCUUUAAUAUAAAUAACAUGAGGGAUAUAUAUAAGUGCGUAAAUUAUUUGUCUAAAAAUAUUAACAUUCGAAAGGAGCAAAUGUUAUUGUAUUUUCUGUAUGAAAAUAAGGCUCUCUAUGAGGAAAGUUUUUUCUCCAAAAAUGCAAAAAAAAAAUGUGAAAGAAUUGUUAAGACAUCAUUUAGAAAAUACUUUCCACAAGAGGAGUAUGAGAAGGUAAUAAAUCAAUAUGAUAAUGGUCUCCUUUUUUGUAACUUUUUGAAUUUGUAUCAAAAUGUGUAUGAACAGGUCUCCGAUUUUAACGACCUAUAUAAUUGUGUGUACGGAUAUAUAUCCGAAUACGGAAACACUGAGAAAAUUAACAUAAUACUCUUCGAUAACGUUCUCAUUUAUAUUUGUAAGAUAACCAAAACUUUUAUGACUGAGAAUUCACACAUACUUUGCAUUGGCAUUAACGAUGCUGUGAAGAGGAAGGUCAACAAGAUUUGUGCGUUCAUAAUUAACAAGAUGCUCGUUGUGUCUGAACUGAACAAAAACAGUAAGGCUUCUCAAUUUGUAGAAGAAAUAAAUAGGUGCCUCUUCGAUUGUGGCAUUUAUGAAAAACAGUGCGUCUACUAUCUGAAUGAUGAAAAUAGUAGCCUUGAUUUUGUCCUAGAAAAUCUGAACAACAUUUACAACUACGGAGACAGUUACCUACUCUAUAAUGAAGAAAAUUUAAAGAAGAUAUACAGUGAGUGUAAAAAUAAAUGCGAAGAGGAACAUGUCGUUAGGAACUUAACCAACAUUUACAGCAUUUAUAAGAAAACCAUUCGAAAGUGUUUUCAUGUAAGUCUGAAUAUUUCGGCUAGCAGUUCGGAUGCCAUUCUCAAAUUUCCUUAUAUCCUUAAGAAUUCCCGCAUUAUUUACUUCGAGGAGGACAACAACGAGGGCCUGCACGUCAUCACGAAGAAUUUUUUCAGAGAUGCCGAGACCAAUCGAGUGCACAAUCCCAUCAGUAGGGUAGAAAAGUUGGGUAAGGCGAUGGAAGAUCUAACUGGGGUUGUAGAAAACCCGGUUAAGGCUAUAGAUGACCCUGCUAAGACGAUAGAAGAACAAGAUAAAACGGUGGACGAAUCUCCUCCCUCUAUUGCUACUGGCAUGGAAGCCAAGCCCGCCCGCGCGCUGGCGUCCAUCGACCUCGAGGUGAUGAACCCGGACCAGGACAUCAAAUGCCUGGAAGGAGUCGUCGAGGACAAAGUCUUCAUUCGGAUUCAUAAGGAAGUAAUGCACCUGGCGAAGAAAUACCAAGAGGAGAAGCAGGUCUACGUCUGUGUAAACUCAAACAAAUACGUACACUUUCUCCAUUACUUCGAUCAUUUUUACAACAUGAAGAGGAAGGAGUUCGACAAGAAUAUCGAUCUAUAUAGAAAGGCUCUCAACAAACUUCACAAGUGCGAGCAGGACAUCAAAAUAAUGAAGAACUACCUACUCAACAUGCAACCAGUGCUCAACAGCACAAACAUAGAAAUGAAGAAAAAGGUAAACCAAAUGGAGAGAGAAUCCAAAGAAGCAUAUAUCAAACAAACGGAAAUAAAAAAAAAAGAAUGCGAAAUGAAGACAAAGAUAAAAAAUAUAACACAUUUAAAAAAUGAAGUGAAUGAAGAAAUAACUAAAAGUUUUGCUCUCCUUAAUGAUUCCCUAAACAAUUUAAAUAAAUUGAAAGUAGAGCAUCUGAGAGAGUUGAAAGCUUUUGUUAACCCCCCUUCUAUUGUCGUCAUGGUCAUGCAGUGCAUCCUAACCUUCCUAAAGGAAGACGAAAAGUAUCUACAGGGAAAAUUGAUUAGACCAAAAACAUUGAACUAUUGGAUUCUAGCACAGAAAACCAUUUUUAGAGAUUCCAAAGUUUUUCUGGACAAUUUAAAAAAUUAUGAUAAAAAUUUAAUUGAAGAAGAAAUGAUCGUGAAAAUUUCUCCACUCAUUAAGAAUAAAAAUUUUAACCCCAAGUUUGUGAGAAAGGCAUCUAAGGCAUGCGAAACUAUGUGCCAGUGGAUCCUCGCCAUUUACCACUACUUCAUCAUUAACAAGGAACUGAAACCGAAGAAGGAGGAAGUCAUAACCCUAGAGAAUGAAAUAAACAAGGAACUGAGCUACCUGGAUGCAUGCAAGCAGGAGCUAAAUAUCGUGAACAACAAUUUGUGUACCAUCGAAAAGGAGAAGGAAGAAAUUACCAUCAAACAGAAAGAACUAGUCGAGAAAAUAGAAAACAUAAAACAGAAAAUCCAAAGAUCCAAAAUGAUCCUCUCCUGUCUUUUGGAGCAAGAAAUAAAAUGGAACAACAAAAAAAAAAACUUAAAAAAAAAAAGGGAUUUACUCAUCGGAGACUGCAUCAUCGUGUCAUCUCUCAUCAACUACAUGUCCUACUUUUCAUACGAGUACAGAAAAGUUAUUAAGUUAAAAGUGCAGGCAAUUCUAAAAAGACACAACAUUAAAUAUACAAAGGAUAUUGCCAUUUAUAGCUUUUUGGAGUCAAAAAUUAACAUAGAGAAAUGGGUCUCUUAUGGAUUGACAAACAGUAGAUUCUACUUUGAAAAUAUCAUCAUCAUGAAUAAUAGCAUUAAAUACAACUUGCUCAUCGACCCGCAUUUCAUCGUCACCAAUUUUUUAAAAAAAAAUUAUCAUAAGAAGAGGGAUGUGGAGAUCCUGCGAAAUAAUAGUUACAAUUUUGUUGACAAAAUAGAAAGGUGUAUGCAGCUAGGGAGCAUUAUCCUUUUCACACACUACGACGACGACUGCAGUGUUCUAUUUAACGCUCUCUUUAAUUACAGAAUUGGGAAAACGCUUCUCAGCUUUGGAAACGAGGGUGUGUGUGGCAAUGGUAACCAUGUUGUGCGUCACCGCCAAUCGGCUUCGGAUGAAUGCCACCCGCGGGAAAGCGGAAAAGAAUCAGACAAAGUGAAGGUAUCGAAUGGAACAACUGCAACGAACAAAGUAACUGCACCAGGCGAAGUCAUCGCACCAGACAAAGUAACUGGAACAGAUGAAGCCACCGAACCUGACAAAGUAACAGGAACAGACAAAGCAACCCAUGCAGAAGAAUCGGUUAAGGUGAAUGAACCCCCAGUGAGUGGCACACUAACUCAAAAUAACUGCGUCAAUUUCAAUAACAAAAUAAUCACCGUGGAUAGCGCGUUCAACAUUUACUUUAUCGUGUACGGAAACACGAAAUUCGAUGACAACACACAAAACCACCUGAACGUAAUUGAUUUCAAUAUAAAUCUAGACAUAUUGGAGGAGUACUUCCUGACGAACCUUAUCGACAAGCUCUUCCGAAGCACGAAUGAAAAUAGAAGCGCACUCAUUCAUCAAAUCCACGACCUCAACAAACAAAUGAUAAAGCAGGAGGAAGAAAUUCUACACAUAUUAAAUUACAAGGAAGAUAUCCUAAGUGAUGAUGAUAUAGUCAUCAGUUUUGAAAACGCAAACAAAAUAUACUCCAAAAAUAAAAAAAAAAUGAAAGAAUAUAAAAUGAAUAAGUUAGAAAUUACUAAAAUAAGGAAAAACUACAUGAGCAUGUCGGAACACAUCUCAGUUAUUUAUCACUGCAUGAAUAAUUUAGUUACUCUGAACCCCAUGUAUAACUUUUCCAUCUUAUCCUUUGUGCAACUCCUAAAUAUCAGUAUUGACAAAUCGGAGGAAAAUAAACUUCUUGAUAAAAGAAAAAAAGACAUACUAAACAUAUUCACCAGAAAAAUUCAUUACGAGAUUUCCAGGACACUAUCUGAGAAACAUCAACAAAUUUUCUUUUUCUACCUUGUGUGUAUGAUAAAUAUAUACAAGGGAGAAAUAGAUUACGAUGAUUAUUAUUUCUUCGUGUAUGGUGAUUAUCCUAAGGGGGAUGACAUUCGCAAUGAAGUCUUCCGAAAGGUUCAAUCUAAGCGGAAAAGUAAGCCACAUGUUGAUAAUAUUUUGGGUAACACCACAGUACUGGUGGACUCCUCCAUUUUGAAGGAACCAUGUGACAAUGACAGAGGGGAAGAACCAGCCACUUCAAACGAUGAAAUGGAUAAUAUGAGCGAACAAGAAGACCUCCAAACUGUUGUAGACGACGUGUCUAUUCAUAGCCUUGAUUCGGAUGGAUGCGACCUGCAAACAGCGGAGGAAUGUUCGAGCAAUGCCCAGGAUACCCCCGCGCAGAAGACAGGAGGGGAACCGAGUGUACUCAUGAAUGGUAGUCAUCUGGUGAACGGCACCUUGGAGGAGUACCUCCUACUUCCGAAGAGGAGCGAAAAGGACGACUUUCUAAAUUCCUGCGAGGGAAAUGCACUCAUCCAGGGUCAUGGCGCAGAGGAGGGGCGUGGCACUGGUGAUUGUGCCACGAAUAUGGGGGAGUCUCAUUUCACCUUCAACUUCGAAACGAAGAACCUGUCCUGGUUAAGUGCGAAGGAGUACAUGAGCGUAAAGAAAUUAAUCAGGAAGGAAAAAUAUUUUCUCUUCUUUAAAAAGGUCUUCAACGAGUAUGAACACCUAUUUAGAAGCAUCAAGACAGACCACACGGUAUUGCAGAACAAGGACUUAAAGCAUCUACUAACAAAUUUUGAGAAAUUAAUUAUUUUUAAAAUAUUUCGAUUUGAUAUUCUGAAACUUAACAUGAACAACUAUGUAGAUGCGUGCUUAAACAUAGGCUCUCAGAGCUACGCAAAGGAUCUGUACAAAUGCUACGAACACUCGUCACAGAAUAAAUUGAUCUUAAUUUUGUCUGAACACCGAUUAAGCACAGCUAGCGAAAUUAUGAUGUUGAGUGAAAAAAUUACUGGAAAAAAUAAUUUAAUCAUUUAUAACAAGAACGACAAGAACUAUUUGUUGCAGAUCUUAAAUGAUUCCAUUAAAAAUGGGUUCUGGGUACUAAUCGAGAAUGCUCACCUGAAUAUCCAUCUCAUUCUGGAAAUUGAAAAAUAUAUCGAGGCCUGUAACAUCCAAUACUCCAACCCAGAUUUCAGAAUCUGGAUCAGCACCAGCUCCGUGAAAUCAUUUCCCGAUUACCUUCUCAAGCUCUGCGUGAAAAUCACCUUCGAGAAUGUCCACAAUUUGAAGUCGGGACUGCUCAACAUUUACACCAACGUUGCGCAGGAGGAAGAAAACGACAACGAUGAUGAGGAGGAGGAUGACGAUGGUAACGAGGACGAGGAGGAAGAAGGCGAAGUAGAUAGUGGAGUGGACGAAGAAGAGGUUGAAAGCGAUGUGCACGAAGUUGGAAGUGGAGAAGAAGUUGACGAUGAUAAUAACGAUGAGGAGGAUGACGAAUACAAUGAUGAAGAGGAGGAUAACCACGUUAUGGAUAAUGUUGUUGAUGAUGAUCCAGAUGACAUGCCGAAUGACCAACCGUCCCGUCCGCACGGUGGACGGCCGGACAAGCAGACUACCCCCCGCAAAGGUAUCGUGGACGUUGGAGCCAAGUGGGGCGAAGGGGAUAACCCAGAAGGGACCCCAAACGGAGGAAGGGAAAGAAUGGGUAAGGAUCUACCUAGACGAAGAAAAGAGAGGAAUCGAAAAAAAGGGCACAAGAGAAGGGGCGAAAAGAGAAGCGAAAAAAGGAGCGAAAACGAAAACAUACUGAUGAACAAAUUGAACUUUAGCCUCUGCUUCUUCCACGCACUCAUCCAGGAGAGAAGCAAAUUCAAGAGUAAAGGAUUUAAUAAUUGUUACGAAUUUACCGAUAUCGAGCUAAAACUUUCCAAGGAAAAUAUCAUCAAAUUUUUCAGAAACAAAAACAUAGAUAUAAAUCUCUUACUUUACCUUAUUGGAAAUAUCAUUUAUGGUGGUACUAUAAUAGACGUAACGGACCAGAGAUGUUUUAAUAUCAUGCUCAACAAGUAUAUUAAUGAAAAGGUUAUUUAUUGUAAUAACGAGUACAAGUUUAAUAACUACUACUACUGUCCUCACAGUUCAAAUAAAAACCUCUUCCUAAGAUACGUCAAGUCCUUAAAUUUUAUAACUGAUUUUUCUAUUUUCAAUUUACACCCCUCUCUAAAUACCCUAUAUUUACAAAAUUACAAUUUAAAAAUUUUGAAAAAUCUGGAGAAACUAGAAUAUAAUGUAACGAAGGACAAGUCGGACAUGCAUAUCUUCUCCAUCAUCCAUGUCUUAACGCAGCUCCUUCCUCCAUUCAUAGAUGCCAAUAAGCUAAACGAUUUCUUCAUCAACAACUUAAGUUGCUCUAUCAUUACCUUCCUCAAAAUGGAAACAGACAAAUAUAAUAAAUUGCUAAGGAUUAUAUAUGAUGACUUAACAAAAAUAAUUAACUUUGUCAAGGGGAAAAUGAAUUUCACAAAAAUUGCUAACACUUAUAAUUCUAUAAGCAAUUUAUGUGUUCCCAAGAGGUGGAUUGACUGUUCUUUCUUUACAAAUUUGCAGAUUUUUCACUAUGCCAAAUUGAUUAGCCUUAAAGUUUCCUACCUAAACAGAUACAUUUCUCAACUGGAUAAUCGCAUCUUCAACUUGGCUGCCUUUAUGUCCCCUAGGAGCCUGAUGCUGGCCAUCCGCCAAGAAAUUUGUACAGAAGCAAAGAUUGACGUUAACAACGUAAAGUUAAAGUUCGAGAUUUCCUCCUACUUCAACGAGGAAGAGAUAAAGGAGGACGGAUACUUCGUCGGCGGGCUCUUCAUCGAGGGCGCCAUGUUUGACGCCACAAAGAUGGUUAUAAAGGAAUCCACAGAAAAAUACCUCUAUUGCCCCAUGCCGUACAUCAAGGUGUACUUCCUCACCAAGAACAUACCUGUAGCGAAGCCCCUCUCCAUUACUGCCAAAGCUCCCAAACCUGCCAAAGUUGCCGCCGUUACCAACAAAGGCCGAGGACACGGUUCCAACUUCUACAUAUUCAAGUGCCCCAUAUACAAAAAUAUGCACAAAACGGACAAUCGGCUAAACAACAACGAACCCAUAUUUUACUUAAAGCUAAACUCCAAGGAGAGAAAGGAAAAGUGGAUUGAACGAAAUGUGUCCGGCGUGUUAAUACUAAAAUGA